AUGAACUUUGAGGACAAGAGCGCCAACACGGUCCAGUCGCUGCUGGCGCUACUGCGCUCGACGCAGGACGAGGAGGAUGCGAGUGCAAGUGGGAGCGCAGCGCCGCCUCCGCGUCCACCGCAGCCUGCGGCGCAGCGCCCGUCAAGCUACCACCAGCACUGGGCGCCGCCCGCAGCAACGUCAAGUAGUAGUAGCGGCGGCGGCGUGCCGUCGUCCAAGGCCAUCAGCGACCUGCUGGCCCAGCUUCAGCCCGACAAGCCAGAGCCGCCAUCAUCCGCGUUUGACGGCCCGCGCAAGGGCCUCAUCGACCCCUUUGGGCCUGUCGCCUCCGAGCCAGCAGACAAAGGCAAGCGCAAGGCGUCUGACGUAGCGGCGGCGGACGACCCAGCAGAAUGGUCGUUCACACGCUGCCUGCCUGUGCUGACCGAGCUGCUGCGCGACGACGAGUUUGUCAAGGAGGUCAAGAAGAUGAAAGCCGACCAGGACGCGCUUGAGCGGCGGCUCUGGGCACGCAUGGAGAAGGUCAAGGCCGACCACGGGAAGAAGAACGCGGCCGAGCGCGAAGUGGCCAAGAUCACGCGCAAGCCCGUGUCGGCGGACAAGCUCGCGCAGUGGCAGCGAGAUCUGAAGCGUACGCUCGACGACUUCUUCACGACCCAAGUGCUCCCAGCGACGGACGGGCUCGCGGCGCGCCAGCGCGACCGGCUGAUGGAGCUCGGCGUGCCCGGGCUCGGGCGCGCGCCGGCCCACACCGCGCCCGGUGCUGGGGAAGGGAGCGCCGCGCGCCCCAUCAAGGUCGGCGCUGGCGCCAGCGCGGCCGAGCGCGAGCGCCGCGCGCUCGAGAAGGAGCGCAUCGUGCGCAUUAUGGGCGUGCUGGAAGGCGCUGUGGCCGAGCACUAG
This is a messenger RNA of Vanrija pseudolonga, 900 nucleotides long. RefSeq lists its product as uncharacterized. Lineage: Eukaryota; Fungi; Basidiomycota; Tremellomycetes; Trichosporonales; Trichosporonaceae. Bases 1 to 900 code for a protein of 299 amino acids. The record is from RefSeq and is a predicted model, not a curated record. The transcript is spliced from 4 exons.